Macrobrachium nipponense is the source of this 722-nucleotide messenger RNA. RefSeq names its product cuticle protein AMP1A-like. The transcript is spliced from 3 exons. Gene Ontology annotation, cellular component: chitin-based extracellular matrix. The record is from RefSeq and is a predicted model, not a curated record. Bases 146 to 631 code for a protein of 161 amino acids. NCBI's taxonomy places the organism in Eukaryota, Metazoa, Arthropoda, Malacostraca, Decapoda, Palaemonidae. Gene Ontology annotation, molecular function: structural constituent of chitin-based larval cuticle.
AAGGGCAGCAUCUGAGGCGCCAAGGUUAAAAACCUCUUGGUUGAUCUUUCGAGUAGGCUGAGGGCUGUGCUUCAUACGGCGUCGCUAUAAAAGAGGGUCGGAAGCAAGUGGGACCAAUCACAUCCCUUCCAGCAUUGCAGUCAACAUGCAGUUCGUUAUUGCCAUCGCUCUUGCCUCUGUGGCCUUGGCUGCUCCUCAGUACAACUAUGUGGCACCUGCUGUUUCUUCGAGAUCCGACUCCGGGGAGCGCGUGGCCGUCCUGAGGGACGAGAGAGUCAUGGAGGAAGACGGAAGGUUUAACGUCGAGUUUGAGGCUGAAAACGGAAUCCACUUUGCCAAAGCUGGCUCUCCCGACGCUGAGAAUGGAGCCGUCAUCCACGCUGGACAAUACUCAUACACCGCACCCGACGGCACCCCUGUCCUGGUCAAAUUCGUAGCCAACGAAAACGGUUUCCAGCCCGAGUCCGACCUCCUGCCAGUGGCUCCCGAAUUCCCCCACCCGAUCCCUCAGUUCGUCCUCGACCAGAUCGCCUUCGCCGCUGAGGAAGACGCCCGUCGUGCACGUGAGGGAUCCUUUGAGAGGUCUGCCUCCGUCCGUGCACCGUCCACUUCCUACGGAAGUCCUCAGUAAAUAGCCCGAAGAAGAUCUGAGCAUCCUACAUUAUAUUUAUUUGUGUUAUGUUUGUUGUGAAGGCAUAAGAAAUACAACAUUGAAAGAUGAA